AUGGGAAACCGAGCAGUUUUGGUUGAUUCUGGAGGUGAUCUUGUGUACACGAGUGAACGAGAGAAGCUUUGGACACUUAGGUUUCUCUGGUUUAUGCCAAGCACUAGAAGUUCAGGAAAACCGUUAGUUGAUCUUGAUCCCGAAAUCGAAAGAACUUUUCACAGACAGAGAAAAAUGGCUGACGAAGCAGCGAGACUUGCUCUUGAACAGGCAGAAAGGGAUAGAAAUAGAAACGGGGAUGAACAGGGUGCAAGAGCAGCUGCGAGGGCACAAGAACAAUGGAUUCUUUUGUCCAGUUAUGCUAGGCCUAGUCUAGCGACUAUUGCUAAGGCUAUUGUUAGGCCUGACAUUACUGGAAAUUUCGAGCUGAAAGAAGGAACAGUGCGGCUGGUGCAGCAUACGUGCCAGUAUAUGGGUAAGUCUAGUGAAGACCCGCAUAAGCACUUAAUGCAGUUUAUGGAGUUGAGCGAGAAUUUCCAAUAUAGAGAUGUUCCCGAUGAUUAUGUGAAGCUGUCCUUAUUUCCGUUCUCACUGAUUGGCGAAGCGAGGGAAUGGUUGACGAAUCUGCCUGCAGGUUCUAUCACUUCUUGGGAGAUAUUAUCAAAUAAGUUUAUCGACAGGUUUUUCUCACCCAAGAAAACAAAGGAGCUGCGAGGAAGAAUUGCUAAUUUCACUCAGAGAGAUUCUGAAUCUCUACCACAUGCUUGGGAAAGGUAUAAGGGCUAUUUGCGAGAUUGCCCACAUCACAUGCAGCCAAAGGAGAUCAUUGGAAACUAUUUUGUAGAAGGUCUUAACCAUGAAUCAAGGGCCUUGUUGAAUGCUUCAGCUCAAGGGCAGAUCUUAAACAAAACAUAUGAAGAGAUGGAAGCUCUCCUUGAGAUGAUGUCUGAGGGUCAUCAUGAGUAUCAUGAGACUAGCCGGGGGUUACCACAGAAAGCUGUUGGGGUUCUUCAAGUUGAUGAUGUUGCAGCUAUUCGAGCUGAUAUAAGUACUCUUACUAAUGUUAUGUUGAGGGCGUUUCCUCAAGCUCAGCAGAUUCAACCAGUCCAACAUAUUCAGCAGGCAGCAUGUGUAAGUUGUGGUGAGCCUCAUGAUUAUAGCAAUUGCCCAUUGAAUCCAGAGUCUGUCUAUUUUGUGGGGCAGCAGAACCGUGGUAUUGGAAAUCGGGGAAACUAUUAUGGAAAUAAUUACAACACUCCAUUUGGGAAGCAGGAUUUCCACAAGCCGAACAAUUAUCAGCAACCUCAAGCUCAGCCAGCUAGCAAUUUAGAAGAGAUGAUGAAGCAGCUCAUAGCUCAAAAUCAAGUGACGCAGCAGCAAAAUCAGAAAGUUCAGAGUGAGAUGCAGAAAUCUAUUCACGAGCUUGAGCGUCAGAUGGGGCAGAUGGCUCUUAUGCAGAAUGUCAGACCACCGGGUGCUCUUCCUAGUGAUACUGAGAAGAAUCCAAAAGAGUGCAAGGCAGUCACCUUGAGGAAUGGCAGAGAGCUUGAAGAAGUGCCUCCGAAAAAGAAGAACAUAGCAGAGGCAGAACUUAUCCCUGCUAAGCGAGCUGAACCAAAGCAGACAGUCGCAGAGCAACAUGUAGAGGAAGUGGUUCGACCACCCCCUCCCUUUCCACAGCGACUUCAGAAACAGAAAGCAGAUUCGGCUUGCAAGAAAUUUCUUGAACUCUUAAAACAGGUACACAUCAACAUACCUUUGGUGGAGCUUUUGCAAGAAGUUCCAAAAUAUGCUAAGUAUAUCAAAGAUGUGGUUGCGAACAAAUGGCGUUGGACAGAGUUUGAGACUGUUGCACUUACUGAGGAGUGCAGUUCUAGAGUGAGGAGUAAAAUUCCUCCAAAGUUGAAAGAUCCGGGCAGCUUCACAAUUUCGAUUACUAUUGGCAACAUUGAAGUUGGGCUAGCAUUGUGUGAUUUGGGUGCUAGUAUUAAUCUGAUGCCCACCUCUGUGUUCCGAACGUUGGGCUUGGGUGAGCCUAGGCCAACCACUAUUACGUUGCAACUAGUUGAUCGAUCUCUUGCUUAUCCUGAUGGUAUUAUUGAGGAUGUUCUUGUGAAGGUAGGCCCAUUUAUUCUGCCGGUUGAUUUUGUGAUACUUGAUUAUGAGGCAGAUAAGAGUGUUCCUCUCAUCAUGGGGAGAGGAUUCUUGGCUACUGUUGAUGCUGUGAUCCGAGUGAAAGAUGGGAAGAUGUCCAUGACAGUUGAUGGACAAGAGGCGACUUUUGAUGUGUUUAAAGCUACCAAGCUUCCAGCCCAUUAUGAGGAGUUGAAGAUGAUUUCCGUGGUGGAGCCCGAGCUCACUAAUGCAGAGUUAGAUCACUUUCUAGCUUCGCGAGAUCCUUUGGAGACAGCUUUGGUGUAUGGGGAGGAUUUGAUGAUUGAUGCAGAAGUCGAGGAGUGUCUUAGCAUUCUUGACACUUCAUGUGCUUAUCUACGAGCAAACACACCGUUUGAGGAGCUAGACAGACCAGAGUCAUGGAAGAAGCCGAAACCAUCUAUUGAAGAGGCUCCAGUUCUUGAGUUGAAGCCAUUACCCCCUCAUCUUCGCUAUUCAUUCCUGGGCAGUGGAGACACAUUGCCUGUAAUCCUCUCUGCUUAUUUGACUGAUGUGCAGGUUGAACGUGUGUUACGAGUGCUAAGAGAUCGAAUCCGAGCCCUUGGGUGGACGAUAGCUGAUAUUCGAGGUAUUAGUAGUUCGUUUUGCAUGCACAAAAUCUUAUUGGAGGAAGACAGCAAGCCUAGUGUUGAAUGCCAGAGACGACUAAACCCGAUCAUGAAGGAGGUGGUGAAGAAAGAGGUAAUCAAGUGGCUUGACAGCUGCAUUAUUUAUCCCAUCUCUGACAGCAAAUGGGUAAGUCCUGUACAAUGUGUUCCGAAGAAAGGGGGCAUGACUGUAGUAGAGAAUGAGAAGAAUGAAUUGGUGCCUCAACGAACUGUUACUGGUUGGAGAAUAUGCAUUGACUAUCGCAAGUUGAACAACGCCACCAGAAAAGAUCACUUUCCUUUGCCCUUCAUGGAUCAGAUGCUCGAUAGAUUGGCUGGGCAUGAUUAUUAUUGCUUCUUGGAUGGCUAUUCGGGCUACAACCAGAUCAUGAUUGCACCUGAGGAUCAAGAGAAGACCACAUUCACGUGUCCAUAUGGUACGUUUGCAUUCCGGAGGAUGCCUUUCGGUUUGUGCAAUGCUCCAGGUACUUUCCAGCGAUGUAUGAUGGCUAUUUUCACCGAUAUGGUGGAAAACUAUGUGGAGGUAUUUAUGGAUGACUUCUCUAUUUUUGGGGAUUCUUUUGAUGACUGCUUGAACCAUCUUGAUGCCGUGUUAGCUCAGGUUGACAAGGCAAAGAUUGAAGCAAUUGAAAAAUUGCCACCACCCGUUUCAGUUCGGGAGUGCGUGCGCGAUUUUCUUGGGCAUGCAGGCUUCUAUCGACGGUUCAUCAAAGACUUCUCUAAAGUUGCUAAUCCAAUGUGCAAGCUUUUAGAGAAAGAUGUGAAGUUUGUGUUUAAUGAAGCCUGUCUGAUGGCUUUUGAUGAGUUGAAACAGAGGUUAGUGUCUGCUCCUAUUAUCAUCGCACCCGAUUGGUCUCUGCCGUUUAUUUUGAUGUGUGAUGCAAGUGAUUUUGCUGUGGGAGUUGUCCUUGGUCAGAAAAGGGACAAGAUUUUUCAUCCUAUUUACUAUGCCAGCAAGACACUUGAUGCAGCCCAGAUGAACUAUACUGUCACAGAGAAGGAGUUAUUGGCGGUUGUCUACGCCUUUGACAAAUUCCGAUCAUAUCUUGUGGGCACGAAGGUGAUUGUAUAUACUGAUCACACUGCAGUUCGUUAUUUGUUUGCGAAGAAGGAUGCAAAGCCGAGGCUUAUUCGUUGGGUGUUGCUGCUGCAAGAGUUUGACAUCGAGAUUCUUGACCGAAAGGGCACAGAAAAUCAAGUAGCAGAUCACUUAUCGAGAUUGGAAGAUCGGGAACAUGUAGAUGAAGCAGUGGCGAUUAAGGAGACUUUUCCUGAUGAACAACUCUUUGCUCUUCAAUCAGCUGAGGUGCCAUGGUAUGCAGACAUGGUGAACUUUAUAGUAAGUGAGAUUUAGCCCCCCCCCUCCCCCCUCGGUGCUAAUCACGAGAAGAAGAAGCGGAUUUUGCAUGAUAGUCGUUUCUAUGUAUGGGAUGAACCCUAUCUCUACGGGUUGGCACGGAUCACCGAUAGAAGGUGUAUUCCAGAGGAAGAGGUCCCCGCGAUUCUUGAGAACUGCUAGAGAACCGAAAAUAUCUCCAAGCGUCAUGAAAUGCCUUUGAAGGGCAUCUUAGAGAUUGAACUAUUUGAUGUGUGGGGUAUCGACUUCAUGGGUCCCUUCAUACCGUCCAAGGGGAAUAAGUACAUAUUGGUUGUUGUAGACUAUGUCUCGAAGUGGGUGGAAGCCAUUGCACUUCCCACCAAUGAUGCUAGUGUGGUGGCAAGAUUUUUGAAAAAGAACAUUUUUACAAGGUUUGGGACCCCUCGAGCCAUCAUCAGCGAUCAAGGUACGCACUUUUGCAAUCGACUCUUUGAUAAAUUGUUGCUCAAGUAUGGGGUGAAACACAAGAUAGCGACUGCUUAUCAUCCUCAGACGAGUGGUCAAGUGGAGGUAUCGAACAGAGAAAUCAAGAGGAUUUUGGAAAAGACUAUGAGCGUGAGUAGGAAAGAUUGGUCACUGAAGCUCGAUGAUGCUCUGUGGGCAUACAGAACAGCUUACAAAACUCCGAUUGGCACAUCUCCCUAUAAGCUCGUCUUUGGUAAGGCAUGUCAUCUACCAGUUGAGCUCGAGCAUAGAGCAUAUUGGGCGAUCAAGAAGCUGAAUCUAGACAUGGUUCAAGCUGGAGAAAAGAGACUGUUGCAGCUGCACGAGUUGGAGGAAUUUCGCUAUCAUGCUUAUGAAAACGCGAAAAUGUACAAGGAGCGAACUAAGAGAAUUCAUGACAAGCACAUCCAAUCUCGUGACUUUGAGCCUAGGCAGUUAGUCUUGCUGUAUAACUCUAGGCUGAAGAUUUUUGGUGGAAAGUUGAAGAGUAAGUGGUCUGGGCCAUUCGAGGUAGUUCGUGUGACCGCACAUGGAGCGGUUGAGCUAAAGAAACCCAACUCGGAUGAGACAUUCCUGGUGAACGGGCAGAGAGUGAAGCAUUACUACGGGGAGGCCACUGACCGCGCGAGGUCCUCCAUCGAUCUAGAAGAGGCUUGAGAAAAGCCUACGUCGUGCCGCGACGUUAAAUCAAGCGCUUCUCGGGAGGCAACCCGUGUAAAAAAAAUGAAAAAUGAGAAAAAUACA
Lycium ferocissimum is the source of this 5289-nucleotide messenger RNA. RefSeq lists its product as uncharacterized. Gene Ontology annotation, biological process: DNA integration. The record is from RefSeq and is a predicted model, not a curated record. Gene Ontology annotation, molecular function: nucleic acid binding. Lineage: Eukaryota; Viridiplantae; Streptophyta; Magnoliopsida; Solanales; Solanaceae.